AUGGGUCCAGUCAGAUCGAAAACGGCAUGUCAAAAAUGCCGUUCAUUAAAGCACAAAUGCGACUUUAAGUAUCCCAGGUGCUCUAGAUGCGGUCGGCUUGGCGUGGAGUGUAUGGUACUUGACUCUUCGACAAGACAGCUCAGACCAAGAGCCGAUUAUCCAGAUGUGUUUUGCCCCCUUCCAAUGGAAGAGCCGUCCAUCAGAAUGCUUGAAAAACGAGUAGAGCUUCUGGAAGACAGACUAGCAAAAUAUGCAAGCAUAUUUGAGAGUUUUGGUGCUGUGAAUAGUCCAUCUGUAGCGGCGAUGAGCCACUUAACUGUGCUCUCAAUGAUUCCGUUCAGAAGCAGCUCUCCAACGGUUGACAACGAGCUUACGAAAAUUUCCAUCUAUGGCAAAAUUGACUCAAAUCAGCCCCUAGACAGAUGGGAGCCGCUCCCACCCUCAAAGGCAGAAUGCGAACAGCUGAUCUCCAACUACUACCAAAUAGCCUGGAUACAGCAUCCAAUAGUUGAAGACGAAACCAUCUUGUACAAAUUGAGCUCCAAGCAUUAUCAGUCUCCUGAUAGUCUGUCUCACUGGGAGCUUUUCGUACUCUACAUAACACUUGCCAUUGGGACCGCAAUCACAGGCGACAUGAGCGAUAAAUCUCAGAGCUUCUACCUGAGCUCAAUCGUGCAACUAAAGAUUUUCCUAGCGAAGACCAUUUCUCCAGGAACAGACAAUCGUGACUUCAGCUCCCAAAUGCAGAUCCUACAGUCCCUUCUUCUAAUAUGCUGCUUUGGUCUUUUGAAACCCGUUUCUCCAGGAAUAUGGUAUGUCAUAGCAAACGCAAUGAGAUUAUGUAUCGACAUGGACUUGCACGAGGAGCAUGUGGUGAAAGAUAUUGGGAGCAGCUAUUAUAGGAGACUCUUCUGGUGCUGCUACGCGCUCGACCGCCAAAUAUGCUGCUAUGUUAAUAAACCUUUCGGCUUAAAUGACACAGAUAUCACAACUAACCUUGACGAGGUGUCUGUGGGUGAGCACAGGCUUGCCAUUUCGUCACUAUUCUUCAAGAUUCGAAAGCUGCAGUCAAUGAUUCAACAGUUCAGCAGCAAGAAAGCUUUGUCAAAUAUGAGUAAAUCCGUUGCAAAUUGGAGACAUGAGAUGCAUGUAGAGUUGAACUCGUGGCUUGUCCAAGCUCUACAGUUUGAAAACAGUUCAAAUUCAGCAGUAAAGCAAGCUUUUGUAUCUUCCAAGAAUUUUUUGAUACUCACAUAUUUUCAACAGUUACAGAGACUUUACAAGCCAGACAAUAUGUCGCCCGAGUGUCUCACAUUCAAUGAGUUUAUGAGCUUGUUUGAGAGCAGCAUCAAGAUACUAGCUACUUACGAGGUUCUGAGCCAGACUCGAAGAAUUAACUAUAGAUACCUAUCCGUCUACUCCAUUUAUCAGUCAGGGUUGACGGUGCUUUAUUGUUUCAUAAACUGUGCACAGCUCCGGCUAUUCGCAGACACAAUCGAGAAGCUCGAACAUACCAUGGAAGUAACCAAAGACCUACUACAAAAACUGGAGAUCCAUUGUCCGCCAGCGCGAAGCGCCAUGCAAAUUCUAGAGACAGUACAUCACAACACUAUUGAGCAGGUAAUUGGCGGAGGAAGUCUGGAAAACAAAUUCUUAUUUGAUUGCGGCUCGCAUUUUGGACCCUUUGACUCAGAAUCUAUCUCCCUUCUUUCUCAUAAUGGAGCUAUUCCGUUGAUAGAAGACAAAGCAAUUACACAGGAGGUGCCGGACACCCCCGCAUUUGGCUUAAGCGCAGCCAGCAACGUCUCCGCCGUGCAUAGUAUACGACCCUUGAAUCCAUUCCCGGAUUCUGCCAAGGAGUCGUGGGACUCGCUAUUUGAGGAACCAUUUAACUUGAAGGAGCUCAUGUUUGACUGA
Molecule: messenger RNA, 1917 nt
Organism: Ogataea angusta
Lineage: Eukaryota; Fungi; Ascomycota; Pichiomycetes; Pichiales; Pichiaceae
Exons: 1
Coding region: 1-1917 (638 amino acids)
Biological process (GO): DNA-templated transcription; positive regulation of transcription by RNA polymerase II
Molecular function (GO): sequence-specific DNA binding; zinc ion binding; DNA-binding transcription factor activity, RNA polymerase II-specific
Source: RefSeq, a predicted model, not a curated record